Molecule: messenger RNA, 207 nt
Organism: Dibothriocephalus latus
Lineage: Eukaryota; Metazoa; Platyhelminthes; Cestoda; Diphyllobothriidea; Diphyllobothriidae
Source: the annotation of a GenBank genome assembly
AUGUUGGAUAAAAACCAGCGCAUCUCCGCUGACAUGAUUCUACUCUGGACGUCAGAACCCAACGGCGCCUGCUUCAUACGCACGGAUCAGCUGGACGGUGAGACAGACUGGAAGCUGCGCAAUGCUGUUCCCGUCACCCAGAACUUGGUUGUCGCCUCUGGGAACCCGCAGUCUCUCUUUGAUAUUCAGGUAUGUGCUUUAAUGUAA